AUGUCACCAUCUACUAGCAACAACAGAAAAGUAGUCGCACACAACGCCCCUGCGCCCGCCGCCAGGCUUCCAUCUCCGACUUUGACUGUGCUUCCAGAAACUUACAUCGUGACUGCUCCUCCAUCAACGUCAGACAGAGCAGCGUCACCAUACAGGUUCGAAAUCGACGAUGCGCCUCUCGUCGUCAGAACCGCCAGUUUCCUCCCGCUCCCAAACUCGCUGUUCUCCGAUAACACCCCUAUCGACAACCGCGGAUCUCGCCACCCAGCCACUCAGAUCAGACCAGAUCCGGUCGUCCAGCCCAGGAAGUCGCCGCGAUCUGCAUAUAGAACCCGGCGUGAAAACCGCCAUGGACGCCGUGUUGCAAUCUGUCUCUUCCGGUUCCGCUGA
Messenger RNA from Vicia faba (fava bean), 390 nucleotides. NCBI's taxonomy places the organism in Eukaryota, Viridiplantae, Streptophyta, Magnoliopsida, Fabales, Fabaceae. The record is from the annotation of a GenBank genome assembly.